Populus nigra (black poplar) is the source of this 1204-nucleotide messenger RNA. Its product is annotated as spindle and kinetochore-associated protein 1 homolog. The transcript has 9 exons. NCBI's taxonomy places the organism in Eukaryota, Viridiplantae, Streptophyta, Magnoliopsida, Malpighiales, Salicaceae. Gene Ontology annotation, cellular component: outer kinetochore; mitotic spindle; spindle microtubule. Gene Ontology annotation, molecular function: microtubule binding. Gene Ontology annotation, biological process: mitotic cell cycle; regulation of microtubule polymerization or depolymerization; cell division. The record is from RefSeq and is a predicted model, not a curated record. The coding region runs from base 195 to 995 and encodes 266 amino acids.
CCAUAUUUAUAAGGAAAAAAAAACAUAACUAAUUUUCAUAAAACGGCACCCUUGACUGCGUUUAUCCCAAAAUUUUUGAAAACAAAACAUCCAGUUCCCACCAAAAUCAUUUUUAUGAAAUCCUAGAAAUACAAAUCCAAAUACUAGAGAGAGAAACUGCAAAAUUGAAAGAAAACCUAAUCCUGUAGAGAGAAAUGGAUGUGAAGCAAGCUGGUUCAUCACUCGAUUCACUGAUUUCUUCAUUCAAUACUCGAAUCGCUGAGUUACAAGAACUCGUUAUUGCCCGAAACAUGUAUCCAGCGAGCAGCGUCACCGAUUUGAAGGCGGUGGACGCAGCAUUGAAGGCGAUGGAGCUGCAAGUGCAAGCCAUCAAAGACCGCUUGCGUGAGGAGACCUUGGCGAUCCCUAAAGCUAAAAAACUAAUUGAAGCAUCACUAAGGCAGCAGAAAAAAUUGCAAAGUAUGUCUGUACAUGUGCCAGAAAGAACAACCUUCUCGAAUUCGGAAAUUAAUAAUAGAAGCAUUCUGCCAGAAGCAUCUAAUCAACUUCCUGGUUUUGGUCCAUUGAAACCUGAGGAGCCUGUAGCAACACACAAGGAGAAAAAGGGUCGUAGCUCUCCACCAUUGUGGUAUAUAACUGCUGCUGAGCUGGAUUCCCUAUCUUCAUACAUGAGAGGAAGGCUCACCCUAGAUAAGGUCAAUGCAGCUAUUAAUGACAUGGCAGCAUAUGCUGAUUCAAAUUCUCAGCUUAUUACAGCCCCAAAGAAGAAGCUGGCAGAGAAUCUCUGGGAAAAAGCAUUGGAACUAAGGGAUAUUGCGAUGACAGAAUCAAUAAAGGGAAAACACUUUUUUCUUGAAACUGACAUGAAAGGACCUAGCAUGAAGCUUGACAAUACAGGAAAAGCGAUUUUGACUGUUCUUCGCCACCUUGGUCGCAUCAGUGAGACUCGAAUUGGGCAUCAUCGUGUUAUCAUUCUUUCGAAGCCUCAAACUUGAUGACAUCUAAAGUAUGAAACACAUCAUGAAUAUAAUAACUUCAAGGAAUGUAAGUGUGUGUUUCAUAUGUGAAAAAAUACAGAACCGUGGUCAAGGCAGGCUAUGCACCCUCUAUGAAUAACAUCUUCAGUUCCCUGCUUUUGUUGCUCAUCAUAUUUUACAAUUUCUUGAGUCUCUGGCUUCAAGAACUCUCUUGCUCGUUUCCUCUA